AUGUCAAACAACGCGGAAACCCCGGCUUUCGUAUACACGCCCGCGCCACUGACGAAUAAAGUACAUUCAGCCGUGUACGAUGCUAUAGAUCCUUCACAGCCUUCGCUUUCUCAGGCUGGGAGGACAGUUCUCAUCACCGGCGGAUCUGCUGGUAUCGGCUAUGCCAUUGCCGAGAACUUUGCUUUGGCCGGUGCGGAUAAGGUCAUCAUCACUGGUAGAGCUCGCCCAAAGCUUGACGAGGCAAUAGCAAGACUGGCUCAUGAUCACGUCGAUUGCAAUACCAAAUUUGAGGGGGUAGUCUGUCAGCUGUCUGAUUCCAGCAGCAUCGAUCAGAUGUUUGACUCUUUCGGCCCAAAUAGUGUUCAUGUGGAUGUAUUGGUCCUCAACGCUGCUCUCAUUGUUGAUGGGGCAUUGUGGGAUCAAGGUUGGGAAAAGACGUGGGAGCAGUUCGUGGUCAACACUCGUGCGCUACAUCAACUAUACGAUCGCCUACAUAAGCAAGAACAGGGGAAAGGAAAGUACUAUAUACUCAACGUCUCAUCGGGUGCCAUUCAUGAUUUCCGAGGCCCUACAACCUUGGCUUCUUAUUCCCUGACCAAGGCAUCGGGGACCUUGCUGAUGCAGAAACUGGCAGAUGAGAAGGAUCCCUCUCAAACUCAGAUCAUCAACUUCCAUCCAGGCGCCCUUCUGACAGACCAAGUUCGCGAGAAAGGGAUGGCAGAAUCGAUAACGAAUUGGGACGAUGUGAGUCUUCCAGGCGCGUUUGCCGUCUGGUGCGCGUCGGAUGAAGCGGCCUUUUUGCAUGGUCGAUUUGUGUGGUCGGCUUGGGAUGUCGAGGAGUUGAAGAGUGGACCGAUCAGGGAUAGGCUUGACAAAGACGGUCAAUUCCUUCGCAUUGGCGUUCAUGGUUUGUAG
Messenger RNA from Fusarium musae, 915 nucleotides. RefSeq lists its product as uncharacterized. The transcript is spliced from 3 exons. Bases 1 to 915 code for a protein of 304 amino acids. NCBI's taxonomy places the organism in Eukaryota, Fungi, Ascomycota, Sordariomycetes, Hypocreales, Nectriaceae. Gene Ontology annotation, molecular function: oxidoreductase activity. The record is from RefSeq and is a predicted model, not a curated record. Gene Ontology annotation, cellular component: cytosol.